This is a messenger RNA of Monascus purpureus, 1320 nucleotides long. NCBI's taxonomy places the organism in Eukaryota, Fungi, Ascomycota, Eurotiomycetes, Eurotiales, Aspergillaceae. The record is from the annotation of a GenBank genome assembly.
AUGCAUGCAGGCCAUCCGUAUCCCUUUUCUUCUUUUCUUUCAUCUGCGCGGAGUACUCUUUAUUUUAUCUUCAUUUUCUUUUCUUGUUUGGGUCUUUGUCUUGAUUGAUUAUAUAUAUGCAUGCGUACUCCACUUUCCUUUCGACGGAGUACUUUCUAUAGAGAAACAUCUUCUCAAUCUAUCCUCCAUGUUGUCCAUCCUUAAUUGACCAAAUUUCUCCUAUUAUCCAUCACCUAUCUGAGAUCUCCGAGAAAAUCAAGUCCUGUUGCAUCUCGCGCAUUAAAUCGACAACACAAUGGCGCCUAUAUCCCGCACCCAACGAAUACCAACGACACCAGAAGACAGCAACGACGACGAUGACCCCCUCUUUUCCUCCAUCCGCUCAGAAACAGAACAUCCAUCACCACUCCUCCGCCGAGACACAAAAUCAGCCCGCCUCGAUACUCAAUACCAAUAUCAAUACCAAACCAUCUCAAUCCCCGCCACAUACGCAGACCUAAACAACUCCCUCGCACCGGGAACAGUAGCAGGCAUUAUCCUAGGCAGCGUAGCGGGCUUCAUCGUCAUUGCUUACUUCCUCUAUGUUGCAUUCGGGGGCACCGAACUCCCCAUCUACCGCAUCGAGGUCGGUGCCACUAGACGUCGAAGCGCGAGAGUACGGGGGGAUGCGGAUAGACGGCGCGAGGUUGCGGAGUUUGUGCGUCCUAUUGCUGCAAGACGGGGUCGGGGACAGAGGCAUCGGGCUCCUCCUCCUCCGCCACGGGAUACGAUUAUUGUUGAUGAGUCUGUGACGUCGCGUUCUAGGACGGAUGAUGGGGGGGAUAUUGUGGAGGUUAUUGAGGAGCAUUCUUCGCCGCCUAGGAGGUCAAGUAGGGGUUCCCGUCGGUGAUGUAUUCUGAUGGGAUAUGGCUGUUUGCUUGCUUUAUAUCGAGUGAUGGAGUUAUUCGGAUUCGAUUAUUAUAUUUAUAUUUCUACUGUUCGAUCAGAGAAGGCUGAGUCUCGGGAUACACUUGAAGAACCGUGGGGUGGAUGCAAGGCGAGUUUGCUACGGUUCGUGCCUAUUAUGGAUGUGCUACGGAUGCCGCUUGCUGUAGGGCAUUGCUUUCGAGUUGCCCGCGUCUACGCCAAUUAUAUACUUAAUUAUCCUCAUGGUCAUGUUUAUGAUGGUUAUGCUAUUAUCCUACCCACUCCACGUUGUGAUUUAUUCUACAGGUAUACAUUUGGUGGCUGUUUGUCUAUUCUACUGCUGUAUUUAGUCCUGCAUUUACUAGUAUCAACAGGUUUACAAAGGUUGUGUAUCGAAUUCAAACUGAUCAUGCU